AUGCACAACUUCUACGCCUAUUUUCUGCUUGCCCUUCUGUGCUUGACCGCCGUCGUGUCGGCAAACGACGAGUUUUUCCAGCGAUCGGCAAAGUGGGCAAAACUAAUUUCCCCUUCUGGCGGCAGUCUCGUGUCCGGUCGCGGAAACUUCCGGCCAGGCUUCAACGAGCGAUCCUGGCGCUCGGCACUCUAUGAGCCGUCCUUCAACUUCCGGAAACGCAGCGCGGCACCGCGCGGCUACGAAUACAUGGAUUAC
Molecule: messenger RNA, 255 nt
Organism: Mesorhabditis spiculigera
Lineage: Eukaryota; Metazoa; Nematoda; Chromadorea; Rhabditida; Rhabditidae
Source: the annotation of a GenBank genome assembly